This is a messenger RNA of Ylistrum balloti, 885 nucleotides long. RefSeq names its product sulfotransferase 4A1-like. Gene Ontology annotation, cellular component: cytoplasm. The transcript is spliced from 5 exons. Gene Ontology annotation, molecular function: sulfotransferase activity. Bases 1 to 885 code for a protein of 294 amino acids. The record is from RefSeq and is a predicted model, not a curated record. Lineage: Eukaryota; Metazoa; Mollusca; Bivalvia; Pectinida; Pectinidae. Gene Ontology annotation, biological process: sulfation.
AUGGAUCUUGUCAGCCUGACAGACGAAGAAAAGAACCAGUACAGUUACAAAAGGUAUAGUGGUUAUGCUUUCCUCAAGGAAGUAGUUGGCAACGUUGGAGACCAACUGCGGGCUAUAUCAAAACUAGAAUGCAAGCCCGAUGAUGUUCUCAUUGGUGUAUUUCCGAAGUCAGGCACACACUGGCUCUAUAAUACAGUCAUGAUGCUUCGUACCGGAUCACUGAACUAUCACGGCACCCCUGUCUUAAUGGAAUAUCAAGACAUUAGUAAUGUAGAGAACAUGCCGUCACCAAGGACAUUCGGUUCCCACCUGCGGUUUCGAUUCCUUCCGGAGCAGAUGAAGCUUGGUACAGCGAAAGUUAUCACAAUUACUCGCAAUCCUAAAGACGUGGUUGUUUCUGUGUACUAUAUGUUGCAGAGUUUAGGAGAUGUCGGAUACACGGGGACAUUUGAAGGUCUCUUGAAGCGGUUUUUCUCUGAAGAAAGUUUUUGGGGAAACGGAUCAUGGUUUGCUUGGAUGAAAGAUGUGAAAGAUUGGAAGAUCAGUAAUAUACUGUGCAUUUCAUACGAAGAUUUUAAGCAGGACACGUUUGGAAAUAUUGUCAAAUUAGCUUCAUUUCUUGAAGUUGACCACGAUAAUACCUGUCUGAAGAAGGUUGAACAGAAAAUUAGUUUCGCUGAACUAAAAAAAAGUCACAACAUUGUGUCCCCAGCCAGCGAGCGAUGGAAAGACAUUACGGAAGAGGGACAUCUCCCAAUAUACAGGAAAGGUGAAAUUGGAGAGUGGAAAAACAAAUUUACUGUAGCACAGAACGAAUGGUAUGAACAGAUGUGUAAAGAAAAAUCAGAGGAGUUUGAUCUUAAAAUGGAUAUUGUCUAUGAAUGA